AUAACAAUGAAAACAGUUAUUGAUUUCAGCGGUUAUAAUUUUAAAAAUAAAUUCAUAAUAAGAGAAUUUUGUUUGUGCCGAUUAAUUGAUUUGAAAGUAAUAGAUGACCCAAUCAUAGUUAUUAAAGAUCCAUUAUUUUCUGUUUUGUCGCAACCGGAAUAUAAUAGUUACAAAAAUUUUAUUAAUAAAUUCGGUAUCAAACACACACAUGGUUUAUAUUCAUUGUAUGAAUUUCGUCAAAAAUUGAAAAAAGUGAUUAAUAAAAACAGUAAGAUUUAUGUGCGAAAUGCCGAGCAGUUAAGUAAAUUAAUAAGUUUUAUCGAUGACAGCAACUUCAAUUUUAAUGAAGUAAAAUUAAUGAGUGAUCUAGGUUUCGAUGAUAAUUAUGAAUUGACUGGAACUAAUUGUCCUCAUCAUAUUAAUAAAUCAAAUAAUUAUUGCGCGGGUGAUAAUGCGAAAUUAAUGGCUGAUUGGUUACGACACAAAAAAUUAGAUAAAUUAAAAUUAUUAAAUAAUAUGCAAUUAGUAAUUAAUUUCAGCGGUUAUUAUGAUUAUAAGAAUGAACUUACAAUUAAAGAAUUAAGUAUUGUUGGAUUGAGUAAUGACGGUAAAAUUAUUUAUCAUAAACUAUAUGUUACUAAACCAGUAAAUAAUCCAAUUAGUUUUAUAAAUCGUAUUAAUAAAAAUAAUUACAAUAAUAAUUUUUAUGAUAAUUUUGGAAUUAAGUAUGAAGAUGGAAACUGUGAAUUAUUUCGAGUUAAUAAUAAAAUUCGUAAAAUAUUACUUCAUCAUGACAUUGAAAUAAUUUAUGUUAAAAAUUAUUAUUAUUACAAUCUAUUGAGUAAAAUUGUUGCAAAUAUUAAACGAUUUGACGUUAUUUGUUUGGAAGAUUACAAUUAUAUUGAUACAUAUGAUAUAAAUACCAAUUGUGGGUAUCAUACACAUAAGGAUAAUAAUAAAAAUAUAUGCGUCGAUAACAGCACAGUUAAUAUGGUUAAUUGGAUACUAACCAACGAGUUUUAUAAAUCUGAGGUUAGGAAUCGGUUUUCUGGAACUUCGUUACACGAUGAUAUUAAUAUUGAUGAUGAAUUGGUUAAUCAAUUUAUAAUGGAUGAUAAUAAUGAAUUACCAUCAAUUAGUUCUGAUGAUUUGGAAUGGUUAUAAAAUGAUUUUGAUGAUCUAUAAAAAAUUAAGCAUA
Messenger RNA from Microplitis mediator, 1198 nucleotides. RefSeq lists its product as uncharacterized. The transcript has a single exon. The coding region runs from base 7 to 1164 and encodes 385 amino acids. NCBI's taxonomy places the organism in Eukaryota, Metazoa, Arthropoda, Insecta, Hymenoptera, Braconidae. The record is from RefSeq and is a predicted model, not a curated record.